This is a messenger RNA of Trypanosoma brucei brucei TREU927, 498 nucleotides long. RefSeq lists its product as hypothetical. The record is from RefSeq and is a predicted model, not a curated record. Lineage: Eukaryota; Euglenozoa; Kinetoplastea; Trypanosomatida; Trypanosomatidae. The transcript has a single exon. The coding region runs from base 1 to 498 and encodes 165 amino acids.
AUGGCACUUGAAGGGUCAACACCAGAGGCGUUUUCGUUGUAUGCCUUACCGACGUUUCGAAUAACUAACUCGUGGGCGCAGCAGACGCGGACGGGGUUGUUUCAACCUCCGGAACUGUCCACUUCCCCGGCUCGGUUUGACAGCGGUGAUUGUAGCAGCAGUAAUGGGGCGAACUCAGCCCCAUUUGCCGCAUCGCGAAAUGAGUGUUACCUAGUGUCUAGAUGCAAUUUUGGACCGGAUGGGGAGCUGUUGCUACGUAAAGGGGAUCGCUCUCUCGAGAGCAUCAUGAACAUGAUUAUCAAUGAGAUCGGUAAGGAGCAGGAUGCGUUUGCCACUCAGAGGGAAGGUAAUCUUGUCUUAGAGCGUGAACUAAGACAGGUUCAACAAGGCCGAAGGGAUGCAGAGCUCGAGUUGCAUAAGACCGAGGCACUUUUGUUUUGUGUCAAGUCAAUAGUUAAGGAGCAGCAAAACUUGCUGAAUGAACUGAGGCACGUGUAG